This is a messenger RNA of Drosophila subobscura, 912 nucleotides long. RefSeq names its product serine protease SP24D. Lineage: Eukaryota; Metazoa; Arthropoda; Insecta; Diptera; Drosophilidae. The record is from RefSeq and is a predicted model, not a curated record. Gene Ontology annotation, biological process: proteolysis. Bases 26 to 799 code for a protein of 257 amino acids. The transcript is spliced from 2 exons. Gene Ontology annotation, molecular function: serine-type endopeptidase activity.
AUCCAAUCGAUUCCAAGAACCGGACAUGUCUUUGCGAAUUCUGGCUUUCGUCCUCCUCCUUCUGGCCUGCCUCGCCGGCUACUGCCUCGCCCAGGACCUAGACGAUGGCGCUUCGCCGCGCAUCGUGGGCGGCACGCGGGCCGUUGCGGGCCAGUUUCCCCACCAGAUCUCCCUGCGGCGCAACGAUCGUUUCGUCUGCGGCGGCUCCAUACUAUCCACCAGCUACGUGCUGACUGCCGGCCACUGCGUCAAGUCGGGCAACAAUGUGACUCCCGCCUCACAGCUGAGCAUUCGGGCGGGCACUUUGCUGCUGUCCGGCGGUGGUGUGCGCGUGAAUGUGGCCCAAGUGGUGGUGCAUCCACAGUACGGCAACUCUGCGGGCCACGAUGUGGCUGUGCUCCGCCUGGGCUCCACGCUGCUAUUCAGCUCCCUGAUAAAGGCCAUCCCGCUGGCCAGCAGUGAUCCGCCCGACAAUGCCCUGGUGGACAUCUCCGGCUGGGGCGCCAUCUUCCACAACGGACCCGUCUCCGAUCAGCUGCUCUAUGCCCAGGUGCGCAACCUCGCCCGCGACACGUGCAAGCAGAAGUACUACAGCCGUCUUUCCGACACCACCAUGUGCCUGCUGCACGAGGCCAAGAAGGGCGCCUGCCAUGGGGACUCGGGCGGUCCGGCCACCUACGGCGGCAGCCUGGUGGGCGUCGCCAGCUUUGUGCUCGGCGGCUGCGGCCGAGCAGCGCCCGAUGGCUACGGGCGCAUCUCGGUGCUGCGCCAAUGGAUACGACAGACAGCAAAGCUGUAGAAUGGGAUACCGUUAUGGGGUCAUCACUCUCUCUCUCACAACUCUGCCACUCAUUUGGCGUCAAGCGAAUUGUAACCGAAUUUUAGAACAGUAAAGAUGAGCAACGAGCAUUA